Messenger RNA from Lodderomyces pseudojiufengensis, 1881 nucleotides. Its product is annotated as MFS transporter. The record is from RefSeq and is a predicted model, not a curated record. The transcript has a single exon. Gene Ontology annotation, biological process: transmembrane transport. Gene Ontology annotation, molecular function: transmembrane transporter activity. NCBI's taxonomy places the organism in Eukaryota, Fungi, Ascomycota, Pichiomycetes, Serinales, Debaryomycetaceae. The coding region runs from base 1 to 1881 and encodes 626 amino acids.
AUGUCUCAUUCAGAUCUUACAGAUAAAGAUAGUAUAGAAUCAAAUAGAAUAACUCCUUAUGGAGAAAGUAAUAUAUCACAUAAUAAUAAUGGUAAUGAUACUACAUCCACAACCACAAUAAACAAUAAUAAUAUAACAAAUAACCACCACAAUAAUUCCUUACAUCGUAAAACAUCAACAAAUACAGAAGAUGAAAAAGAACUUGAAAGAUUAAUUACAAAUAAUCAAGGAUUGGAAAGAAUAAAAUCAGAAUUAAGAGAAAAAGCAGGACAAUUAGGUCCAUUAGAAGAACCUUAUGAUUUUAAAAGAACUUUAACUCAUCCUGAUCCAAAUUCAGAUUUUAAUGAAAAUGAUCCUUGGAAAUAUCCUGUUGAUAAAGAUUCAGGUUUAAGAAUUGUUGAAUGGGUUGAUCAUGAUUUAAAAAAUCCCAAAAGCUUAAGUAAAACUUGGAAAUGGAUAUAUACAAGUUUAUUAGGUGCUAUUUGUUUUGUUGUUGCUUUAGGUUCUGCUAUAGUUACAGGAGAUUUAGAAAAACCUGCAAAAUAUUUUGGUGUAUCAAUGGAAGUUAUUAUUUUAGCUUCUGUAACAAUGUUUGUUUUAGGUUUUGGAUUUGGUCCUUUAGUAUUUGCUCCAAUGUCAGAGGAAGUUGGUAGAAAACCUAUAUAUGUUGUUACAUUAUUUGUUGCUGUUAUUUUUAUUAUUCCUUGCGGUGCUGCAAAAAAUAUUGGUACUUUAAUUGUUUGUCGUUUAAUUGAUGGAAUUGCUUUCAGUGCUCCAAUGACAUUAAUUGGUGGUUCAUUAGCUGAUAUUUGGGAUGGUCCAGAAAGAGGUGUAGCAAUGGCAAUUUUUUCAGCAGCUCCAUUUUUAGGUCCAGUUUGUGGUCCAAUUUUUGGUGGUUUAUUAGGAGAUUUUACAUCAACAUGGAGAUGGAUUUAUUGGACUUUUUUAAUUGUUGCAGGAGUAUUUUAUGUUGCUUUUAUUGUUGUUGUACCUGAAACUCAUCAUGGUAUAUUAUUGAAAAAAAGAGCUCAAAAAUUAAGAAAAGAUACUGGAGAUUCAAGAUAUAGAAGUCUUAAUGAAAUUGAAGUUAGAAAAUUUAAAGAUGUUGCAAAAACUUCUUUAUUAAGACCUUUCUUAUUACUUUCAGAAUUAAUUGUAUUUUUAAUUACAAUUUAUAUGGCUGUUGUUUAUGGUUUACUUUAUAUGUUCUUUUUUGCUUAUCCUGUUAUUUAUAUGGAAGGUAAAGGUUGGUCAGCUUCUAAAACUGGUAUUAUGUUUAUUCCAAUUGGUGUUGGUGUUAUUAUAGCUACUAUGGCUGCACCAUUUUUUAAUAAUGAUUAUAAUAAAAGAGCUCAAAAAUAUAGAGAUAGAGGAGAAUUACCACCUGCAGAAUUAAGAUUAAUUCCAAUGAUGAUUUCAUGUUGGUUUGUUCCAAUUGGUUUAUUUAUUUUCGCUUGGUCAUCAUAUCCAAGAGUUUCAUGGGCUGGACCAUGUUUUGCUGGUUUAGCAGCAGGAUUUGGUUUCUGUUGUUUAUAUAAUCCAGCUAAUAAUUAUAUAGUUGAUUCAUAUCAACAUUAUGCAGCAAGUGCAUUAGCAGCAAAAACAUUUGUCAGAUCAAUUUGGGGUGCUUGUGUUCCAUUAUUUACAAUUCAAAUGUAUCAUAGAUUAGGUUAUCAAUGGGCUUCAUCAUUAAUGGCAUUUAUAUCAUUAGCCUGUUGUUUAAUUCCUUAUUUAUUUUUCUUUUAUGGUGCAAGAAUUAGAGCUUAUUCAAAAUAUGCUUAUUCACCAGGUAUGGAUGCUAAAAAAUCAGAUCAAGAAAGUCAAAAAGAAAUUAUACAUGAUGAUGAAAGAACUAAAAAUGAAGUUGAGAAUGAAAAAUAA